AUGUCGGAAGAGAAGAGCUUCAAGUACGUGAUCAUUGGAGGUGGUGUUGCUUCAGGAUAUGCAGCGAAAGAGUUUGUGAAUCAAGGUGUAAAUCCUGGUGAACUCGCCAUCGUUUCCAAGGAAUCGGUGCCUCCUUACGAGCGUCCUGCACUAAGCAAAGGAUAUAUCAACCUCAAGAAUAAAGCUACGCUUCCGAAUUUCUAUGCAUGUGGUGGAAGUGGAGGAGAGAGGCAAUUCCCUCAAUGGUACCAAGAGAAAGGGAUUGAGUUGAUUCUUGACACAGAGAUCGUCAACGCAGAUCUUGCUUCGAAGACACUUGUAAGUAAUGAUGGACAAAUCUUCAAGUACCAAACUUUGAUAGUUGCAACUGGAUCUACUGUUGUAAGAUUGUCAGAUUUUGGCGUCGAAGGUGCAGAUGCUAAGAAUAUAUUUUACCUAAGAGAAAUCGAAGAUGCUGAUAAACUCGCGUAUGCGAUGGAAGUAAAAGAGAAAGGAAAAGCUGUGGUUGUUGGAGGCGGUUACAUCGGUCUUGAGCUCAGUGCUGCUCUAAGUGUUAACAACCUUGAUGUCACCAUGGUUUAUCCAGAACCUUGGUGCAUGCCUCGGCUUUUCACUGGUGAGAUCGCUUCCUUUUAUGAGAGUUAUUAUGCCAACAAAGGAAUCAAGAUCGUUAAAGGUACCGUAGCCGCUGGAUUCAACACCAACUCAAACGGAGAGGUCACUGAGGUGAAACUCAAGGAUGGAAGAACACUAGAAGCUGAUAUUGUGAUAGUUGGUGUUGGUGGUAAACCGUUGACAUCGCUCUUCAAAGAUCAAGUUGAAGAAGAGAAAGGUGGACUUAAGACUGAUGGAUUCUUCAAAACAAGCGUCGCCGAUGUAUACGCCAUUGGAGAUGUAGCUACAUUCCCAAUGAAACUAUAUGGUGAGAUGAGACGCGUUGAACAUGUCGAUCAUGCUCGCAAAUCCGCUGAACAGGCCGUCAAGGCAAUUAAGGCAGCUGAGGAAGGGAAAACAGUCCCGGAAUACAAUUAUCUUCCCUAUUUCUACUCUCGAUUUUUUAAGCUCUCGUGGGAGUUUUAUGGAGACAACGUUGGAGAAUCUGUAUUGUUUGGAGACAAUGACCCGAAAUCUCCAAAGCCUAAGUUUGGUACUUAUUGGGUUAAAGAUGGGAAAGUAGUUGGAGUGUUUCUAGAAGGAGGAACUCCGGAGGAAAACAAGGCCAUUGCUAAAGUGGCUCGAGCACAACCUUCAGUUGAGAGUCUUGACGUGUUAUCUAAGGAAGGUCUUUCUUUCGCCACCAAGUUAUAUAACACCAGUACUGUCUGA
This is a messenger RNA of Arabis nemorensis, 1326 nucleotides long. The record is from the annotation of a GenBank genome assembly. Lineage: Eukaryota; Viridiplantae; Streptophyta; Magnoliopsida; Brassicales; Brassicaceae.